UUUCACUUCAUUGUGAUUGAAGAAUAUUCUGUAUAUAUAUUCUGUAUAUAAAAGAGCGUAUAUUUAAUACACACAGAAUACCAAAGACUGCACACAUAUAACAGUGUCUUCUUUCUCAACCAUUUUUUGCACAUCUAUUUUAAUGAACGCAACAAAAUUAAUAUAAAUUAUAAAUCGUUUGUAACAUUUGUUUAAAUUGCGAGACAAUUGUUAAUCAUUUAUAUAAAUUUCGGACACUUUUACAUCGUUAAUAAAACAAAUGAAAUGUAGAGAAAAGAUGUAUCGAAGGAAAAACUGCACACUUUUUCAUUACCUAUCGUUGGGAUUACUUUUCUCUUUGAUAAGUCUCUCUCCAAUCGCAUCCAUACCGACCGCUACAUCCACUUCAAGCCAAACGCUUAAUACAACCGUUUCUCAAACAACUACUGUCGAGCAGAUUACCGACACUGGCACUGGAGCUAUAGGUCUCAACACAACUACACAUAACUCAUUGUCAGACAUAGUAAUCAGUGAACAGAAUAGGACUCAAGAAUCGUAUGAUAUAUUAAACACUACUAAACACAAUGAUUCAGUGAUCAGUCAAACGAGUGAUACGUUACAGCAGAUAGAGAGCGACUUAAAUGACAAAAUUAAUGGCAAUAUAGCUGUGAAUCAGUUGAACGGAUUGAGUGCCGAUCAGAUCAAUCGACCGGCGAUUGAGGCUAUAGUCGGAAAUGAUAUCACAUCUGAUUUGAGUCAUACAAUGGCACCGGAGGUGAGACCGUUGCCCGUAUUGGCCGACAAUAUAAGCAAUACAGACAACACUAAUCAUACCGUAUAUGAUGUUAACGGAGACGGGAAUCAAACCAAUCAAAUGAUUGCAAAUCCUCUUCUCAUUAAAAGUGAAAACGACUCAUCCGUCAACUCCAGUCGCACGGAACCAAUACUUCACGUCUCGAGUACUGAAUCUCAUCGGAAUAAGAGAUCAUUCCUCUUGAGUCCGUUGCAAUCAAAUUUGGAUGAAAUCCUGAAUAUACGGCGACAGAGGCGAAGGGCUCAGAGAUACAAACGAAACGCCAAUUACGAGGACUUAUUGGCCUCUAUCUUAUCACAAGACGACACCGGAAAGUAUGACAACUCGGACGCCAACGACGCUCUCAACACCAUUGCUAUGAAUUACAUCUUAAAUAACAUUAACUCUUAUGACUCGUCGGAUAACAACAAGUACUCGGAUUUGGAGAAAAUCANGUUAUUCUUAGGCUUUAUAUUAGCCAAUAAAUCACGAUUUUUUUUGCAAUUACUGAUUUAA
This is a messenger RNA of Oppiella nova, 1288 nucleotides long. NCBI's taxonomy places the organism in Eukaryota, Metazoa, Arthropoda, Arachnida, Sarcoptiformes, Oppiidae. The record is from the annotation of a GenBank genome assembly.